AUGAGGAAGAUGGCAAUUAAAAGGCUUUGGCCAUUCAUUUUCAGUGCAAUUCUGGCAACUGCUCAUGCGCUCACUGUGGAAACACCUGCCAAGGACAUAAAGGUGGCACGAGGGAACAACGUGACUCUCCAGUGUCAUUUUAAAACACAGAAACCUAUUGAUUCAGGAGACUUUGUUGUCUGGAAGAAAAUUAAUAGUCCGAAUGAUGCUGUCACUAGGUAUUUUGAUGGAACUGUACAGUAUGGCGAGGGCUAUGAAAACCGUAUAGAGUUCACUGGUGACAUAAACGAAGGGAACAUCAGCAUCACCAUCAAGGCAGUGACCAUGGAAGAUAACGGGACAUAUGCAUGCAGUGUUCGGCUAAAGCAAGAUCCUCCAAGGCAGGCUGCAAUCUUGACUCUUGUGGUCCUUGUUGCACCAUCCAAGCCAGAAUGCAAGAUCCUGGGGACAGCAGAAUAUGGACAGACACUCAAUCUGACCUGCAUUUCUCAUGAGGGCUCCCCAAAGCCCAGAUAUACCUGGCAAAACUUCAAUUUUCAAAAUGAGCCCCGUGUACUACAAACAACCGAAGGGGAACAAAUAACUCUGAAGAACAUCUCAGCGGAUACCUCUGGCUUUUACAUCUGCACUUCAACAAACAUUGUGGGAACAGCAUUUUGCAACAUGACAGUCAGCGUUGUGCCACCAUCCAUGAACAUAGCUCUUUACGCUGGCAUCAUCGGUGGAGUUGUUGCUGUAAUUAUAGUUAUUGGUAUUUUAGCCUAUUGCUGCUGCUGUAGAAUGGACAAGGACGAGGACUAUGAAAUGGCGGAGCAAGAAGAUAGAAAUGAACCCUACAAGGAGACACAUAGAAACAAUCAAAGUGCAGAGGAUAAUGUUGAGGAUGAAUGAAGAAG
Indicator indicator is the source of this 896-nucleotide messenger RNA. RefSeq names its product glycoprotein A33 (gene GPA33). The transcript has 7 exons. Lineage: Eukaryota; Metazoa; Chordata; Aves; Piciformes; Indicatoridae. Gene Ontology annotation, cellular component: plasma membrane. The record is from RefSeq and is a predicted model, not a curated record. The coding region runs from base 1 to 891 and encodes 296 amino acids.